This is a messenger RNA of Sipha flava (yellow sugarcane aphid), 2945 nucleotides long. RefSeq lists its product as uncharacterized. Gene Ontology annotation, biological process: signal transduction. The transcript is spliced from 14 exons. Lineage: Eukaryota; Metazoa; Arthropoda; Insecta; Hemiptera; Aphididae. The record is from RefSeq and is a predicted model, not a curated record. The coding region runs from base 104 to 2629 and encodes 841 amino acids.
CAUUGUGUAUAUCGUUGUGUUUCACUGAUAGAUAUUGGGGCCCCUCGUUUUUAAAUAUAAUGUCAACUGCAUCUAUACUUUCGACCAAGUUGAAUGUUUAACCAUGCAGUACAUACCGAAUGUGUGCUUAGCUACGGUCAUAACGGUGCAAUACGUUCUGCUAUAUGGACUGUACGAGUAUAUACGUGAAGUGGAUAUCAAGUGCUCGACAUUGGAGGCAGCGGUGAGUCAUCGAUCUCGCAGGGAUGUGAAUAUCGCUGAAAAUUCAGUGUCGUCUAAAAAUGAAGGUGAAGGAGAAAAAGUGGAAUUUAUCAAUCCGAAUUUCCGGCCUAUCGUAGAAAAAGAAAUAAACUCUAAAAACGAACAACCGAACAGUACUAAAGAGGAAUGGUACUGGCUCAACGCUUACUCGAGAAUACCUGUAGCUGCCUUACAAGGUUUUUGCGCAUCUACAAGAGACUAUUGUCCUCCAGGAAAAGAAGGGCCUAUUGGUCCUCGAGGGGAACCUGGUCCGAAAGGAGUGCCGGGAACUAAAGGAGACGAAGGUCUGAAAGGCCCAAUAGGUGAUGAUGGUCCACAAGGUCCAACAGGAAUACCAGGGCCGGUGGGUCCAAAAGGACAAAAAGGAGAUACUGGUAAAACAGGGAAUUCUGGUUUGGACGGGCGUGAUGGAAUUCCAGGAGAACCUGGAUUAGAUGGAGUACCUGGAAAAAACGGUCUGGAUGGUAUACCUGGAACUAAUGGAGCUCCAGGAAAGGAUGCAACUUGUUUUAAUGGCACUGAUGGAAAGCCUGGUGAAAUAGGACCAAUGGGACCUCCAGGUCCGAUAGGACCAAAAGGAUUAACUGGACCAAAAGGCAGACCAGGAAAACCAGGAGUUGAUGGUACCCCUGGUAAACCAGGAUUAAGUGCUUUUAAUUAUACAGUGAAUGGAAUUCCUACUACAGAUUUUCUGACAGCGCCUAGUAUAAUUGGACAGUCCGAAUUAAAGAAUAUAACUGUAAAAGAGGGUGAUAAUGUAAGGUUACGGUGUGUAGCUACAGGAUCUCCUAAGCCUACAAUUGUAUGGCAAAAACUUGAUACUUCAACCGUUCCAAUGGGAUCAUGGAGAGAGGAAGUAGUCACUGGUAAUGUUAUAAAUAUUACAAAAGUCAAUAGACUCCAUAUGGGCCGUUAUAAAUGUAUUGCUGAUAAUGGCGUACCUCCAUCUGCAGUCCAAUAUUACUCAAUUGAAACACACUUCCCUCCGCUCAUAUCUGUGUUAAAUCAAAAUGUAGCUACAGCAGUCAAUCGUUCAGUAUCAUUUGAAUGUGAAAUAGAAGCUUUUCCAUAUGCAAUUCAUUAUUGGGAAAGAGAUGGAGAAGUUUUAGAAAAUAGUGAUAAAUAUAGUAUCACUCAAAUAGAUAUAAAUAAUUAUAAAUUUAUAACACAAUUAAAUAUAUCGGCUAUUAAUGAUUCGGAUAACGGUACAUAUUACUGUGUGAGUAAAAAUGAAGAAGGAAUCGUACCUGGAAAUAUCACAUUAUUCAUUGUUGAUCCAACUUUGGUCACACCCCCACCUUAUGUUGACCCUAAUAAUAAAAUCAAGUUCGGUAAAGUACCCCAGGAACUAAUUGAUAUAGAUGAUAUUUGCCCACCUAUAACAAUUUGUCCUACUUGUCCCGCAAAAUCAAAAGAAACCAAAGAAUGUAAGGAAGAAUUUACAAUUGAUGAUUUGUUAGGUCAUCAACCAUUAUCUGUACAACAAUUACACAGAGUAACCACUAAAGGCCACGCAAAUAGAACUUUGGAUUGUCAAGUAUAUGCUGUGGGAAAACCGGUCUUCCAUAAAAAUGUAUUAAAUGCUGCUUUUGGAUCUUGGAUGAAAGAUCCAGCUCCACGCUUAUCUAACGAAACAAUUUGGGCGACAGUAAAUGAAUCAAAAACUCUUUUAGAGUUUUCCAAUAAAUCUAUGUUUAAAUCAAAUACCAUAACCAGAACACAUACCUUGACGAUACCUUACCACGGAAACAGCCAUGCAAUGUACAAAGGUUAUUUUUAUUUUCAAGAAAAAGACAAGCCAUUGAUUCAAAAGUAUGAUGUUCAAGAAAAUAAGUACUCAAAUAUGACGGUCCCAUAUUUGAACGUUACUAAUCCCAAAACUCGUUUAUAUACAACCAAGAUGAAUUAUGUAGAUUUAGCUGUCGAAGAAAAUGGAUUAUGGAUCAUUUAUGGUUUGGAAGAUUCAAACAAUACAGCUGUCUUACAUGUAGAUCCUAAUUCAUUAGAAAUUGAGUAUGCAUGGAAUAUAAGCAUCAAACACGACCGAGCAGGAGAUAUGUUCAUUGUUUGUGGUGUGUUGUAUGCAGUUCAUAGUGUAACUGAAAGGAACACAACCAUCAGAUUUGCAUUGGAUUUAUACAAAAACGUUCGUUUAAAUGAUAUUGGUUUAUCAUUUACAAAUCCAUUUGCGCAUACUACAUUGAUUCAAUACAAUCAUCAAAGUAAAGAGUUAUUUACUUGGGAUCAAGGAAAUUUAUUAACGUAUCCAAUUAGAUAUAACGCUAUGAGUUAUAACAGUACUAACAGAGAAUCAGAAAAUGAAAUGAAUAGUCAACGUAGUAGUGCAGAAGUGGUUAAAAAUCCAUAGAGUUAAGUACUCGAUAAAAUUGAACAUCAUGAAUUUGAACGCGAGAUAAAUGCAACUAAUACAACUUUUUUCUUUGUUUUUAAAAGUUUUAUAUUCAAUCUGUUACAAUAUAAAACAAUAAGAACAAUCGGAAGAUGGAAUUAAAUUGAUAAGUAAAUAAAAUAAAAAUAAAUGAUAGAAUAGACAGAGUACCGUCUCUAGUGGAGAUAUUACGCCAUGAUAAAAUUAGUUAGAUUAGCACAGUGGUUUUCAACCUUUUUCAGAUCGUAACCCCCCCCCCUCAUUUUUUAUUUUUUGUAUAAUGCUACUCCUUCAA